AUGUUGACAGAUCGAUUUAUGAAACGACUUCAAGAAUUAUGGAAUGCAGACAGUUCCAUUCCUUCAACUCUGAAAUCCAUUCAUUUCAAUGCCAAUGUUGGCUAUGGUUAUCAAGGCGAUGAAAAUCCAACCACAGUUCUCAUCAUUAAAGAAGGAACUGCUUCUGAAGCUAAAAUGUAUCAAGGAGAGAGUUUGGAUUGGGACAUUCGAUGCACGAAAGAGAAUUGGGAGUAUUACAUGAAGAAUGGAUUGGGUUUGACCGCAUUAGCCUCAGCCUAUAGUAUGGGAUGGAUGAAAUUCCUAAAAGGAGACUACUUUGCCAUGAUUAAGAAUCCAUCCAUGAUUGGACCAUUCAUUAAGAGUUUUGAAUUAAUGUCCCAAGUUUUUAAGGAGCAACAAUAA
This is a messenger RNA of Naegleria lovaniensis, 402 nucleotides long. RefSeq lists its product as uncharacterized. Bases 1 to 402 code for a protein of 133 amino acids. NCBI's taxonomy places the organism in Eukaryota, Heterolobosea, Eutetramitea, Acrasida, Naegleriidae. The record is from RefSeq and is a predicted model, not a curated record. The transcript has a single exon.